Messenger RNA from Penicillium verhagenii, 420 nucleotides. RefSeq lists its product as uncharacterized. Bases 1 to 420 code for a protein of 139 amino acids. The transcript is spliced from 2 exons. The record is from RefSeq and is a predicted model, not a curated record. Lineage: Eukaryota; Fungi; Ascomycota; Eurotiomycetes; Eurotiales; Aspergillaceae.
AUGACGGGUAUGAUGUGUGAGGAGGAGAUCAAAAUUAACAAUGAUAGUCGUGCAUUUUAUGGUGCGAUUGUCAGCCGCCUUAGCAAUUUUGGGUUUUUUGACGAGACCUCCUUUUUCGAAAACACGAGCAUACAAGAAUGGGAGAGCUGGGGCUUCGAUCCGGCAUCUAUAAACAAGAACACGUGGGGCUCAGCUUCAGGGAUAUUAUUACUUAAGAGCUGGGAUUUGAUUGGGUGCAUCCCGUUUGAAACGAUGGUACAGUAUGCCGGAGGUCAUGAUUCAUUUGAAUUAAGAUAUCUUCGUCGAUUGUAUAAAGAUCUCAACAAAGAAAUCUACCUUCACCUCAAGAACAGUCCCAUGGAUGCCGAGUACCUGGUUGAGAUUGAAAAGGUGCGCUCCACAAUACCGAAUACCACAUGA